AAAGAAUAUAAAUAUUCAUAAGGCGAGACGUCACACAAGCACAUGUCUGCAAAGGCCAGCGAGAAUCAAGUAAGCUAAAUUUGGAUCCUACCGCGUCACAGAAUAUUCGCGUGCCAAGAUUCAUCUUUGACUUGAGCUGAACUGAUCUAUAAGGAAUCGUUAUCGGGCGUACAAGGCACUCGCCAUGAAGGUGAAGAGGUACAAACACGCCCGCAAGUACCUGGGCUUCUACAAGCACAACUUCAACUUCCGAGAGCCUCACCAGGUCCUCAUAGAUGGAACCUUCACGCACAUGGCUCUCAAAAACAAGAUUAACAUCAAGGAACAGCUGCCUAAAUAUUUAGGAGGUGAAGUGCAGUUAAUAACAACAAACUGCAUCCUGAAGGAGGCUGAAUCCUUAGGCAAGGCGGUGUACGGAGCUUACAUCAUCCUCAAGAGGUACCAGGUGAGAAGAUGCGGCCACAAGGACAGUCCAGUCUCCGCCCAUAAGUGUGUGAUGAGCAUGUUGGCAGACUCGAACAAGAACCACUACUUUGUUGCUACACAGGAUCCCGACCUGAGUGCAUCAGUCAACGGAACCCCAGGAGCUCCACUUCUGUACCUCCAUUUCAGCGCAAUAGUCCUAGAGAAACCCUCGGUGACCUCUACUGCAGCUGCCUCCUCAAUGACGUCAAAGAAAAUCAAUCCUUCAGAGUUCGAGAAGAGCGCUUUGAAAAACUCGAGGGAGGGUGGGAAGGAUGAUGAAAAGAAGAAGAGAAAGAAGCGGAGAGGACCCAAGCAGCCGAACCCACUCUCGGUGAAGAAGAAGAAGAAGAAGAAGAGUACUGAGCAGUCAUCAGCUGUGACAAAAGAGACAGAAGGAAAGAAAAAGAGGAGAAAGAGGAAGAGGGUGAAGAUAUCAUCGCAUGUGAAUGGGCAAAGUGAAGCCCAGCAAGACUCUGUGUCAUGACAUGCUCACUCUCAGUGAAAAAGAGAGAGUACA
Molecule: messenger RNA, 982 nt
Organism: Strongylocentrotus purpuratus (purple sea urchin)
Lineage: Eukaryota; Metazoa; Echinodermata; Echinoidea; Camarodonta; Strongylocentrotidae
Product: rRNA-processing protein UTP23 homolog
Cellular component (GO): nucleolus; small-subunit processome
Molecular function (GO): small ribosomal subunit rRNA binding
Source: RefSeq, a predicted model, not a curated record